AUGAAACCACAAACAAUAGAUACCCAACAACAACAUCUUUUAACAGUGAUUCCAUUUCGUUAUCGAAUUUUAUUGUAUUUAAAUAUUCUUCUUGUUGUGGUUGACAUAUGUAUUAAUACAUUUAGUGAAUUUCUUGCACCAAAUACAUUUGGACAACUUAUUAUUUUUAUUAUUCAAGAUGUAUGUAUUGUACUUGCAGUUACAUUACUUAUUGUUAUGAUUUUAACAACUUAUGUUGCUCAAGCUGGUUUAGUCAGUUUACUUCUUCGCAUGUUUCGUUUUUCAAUUCUUAUUACUUUUUUCUAUUUGGUACUUUGUGCUGUUGUUCAAGGACUUAUACUUGCUCAACGUUUUUCGGAUGAUGCAUUUGUUAAUAGUGUCUUUAAAAAACCAGAAGUAUUAGCUUUUUAUGUAAUUCAACGUACAUUUUCUGUUUUAUAUUAUUAUGGAAUGAAACGUGCUGCUUAUCGUUUAAGUGAUCCUCAUUUUUAUCAAUCAUCAAAAUGGUUACAAGAUCUUUGGGAAAAACGUCGUAAUGCUGCUACAAUGCAUAUAACUUCAAAAGCAGCUAGAUCUGCACAAGGAAAAACUAUUAUUCGUUGUACAAUUCUGUAG
Molecule: messenger RNA, 615 nt
Organism: Rotaria sordida
Lineage: Eukaryota; Metazoa; Rotifera; Eurotatoria; Philodinida; Philodinidae
Source: the annotation of a GenBank genome assembly